Messenger RNA from Castor canadensis (American beaver), 2068 nucleotides. RefSeq names its product rhophilin Rho GTPase binding protein 2 (gene Rhpn2). The record is from RefSeq and is a predicted model, not a curated record. Lineage: Eukaryota; Metazoa; Chordata; Mammalia; Rodentia; Castoridae. Gene Ontology annotation, molecular function: protein binding. Gene Ontology annotation, biological process: negative regulation of stress fiber assembly; signal transduction.
CGCCAGCAUGACCGACGCGCUGCUGCCCGCGGCCCCGCAGCCGCUGGAGAAGGAAGGCGACGACUACUUUCGGAAGGGCUGUAACCCCCUGGCACAAACUGGCCGGAGCAAACUGCAGAACCAAAGGGCCGCGUUGAACCAGCAGAUCCUGAAGGCAGUGCGAAUGCGGACAGGAGCCGAGAACCUUCUGAAAGUAGCCACGAACCAGAAGGUGCGAGAACAGGUGCGCCUGGAGCUGAGCUUCGUGAACUCUGAUCUGCAGAUGCUGAAGGAGGAGCUGGAGGGGCUCAACAUCUCGGUGGGCGUGUACCAGGGCGCAGAGGAGGCAUUCACCAUCCCCCUCAUUCCUCUUGGCCUGAAGGAAACCAAAGAUGUGGACUUCUCUGUUGUCUUCAAGGAUUUUAUCCUGGAGCAUUACAGUGAAGACAGCUAUUUAUACGAAGAUGAAAUUGCAGAUCUCAUGGAUCUCAGGCAGGCUUGCAGGACGCCCAGCCGGGAUGAGGCCGGUGUGGAGCUGCUGAUAACCUACUUCAUCCAGCUGGGCUUCGUGGAGAGCAGGUUCUUCCCCCCGACCCGCCAGAUGGGGCUCUUGUUUACCUGGUACGACUCCCUCACCGGGGUCCCAGUCAGCCAGCAGAACCUGCUUCUGGAGAAGGCCAGUAUUCUGUUCAACAUAGGUGCUCUCUACACUCAGAUUGGAACCCGCUGCAACCGGCAGACCCAAGACGGGCUGGAGAGCGCGGUGGAUGCCUUCCAGAGAGCCGCAGGCGUUUUGAACUACCUGAAGGAGACAUUCACGCACACCCCGAGUUACGACAUGAGCCCUGCCAUGCUCAGCGUGCUCACCAAGAUGAUGCUAGCCCAAGCGCAGGAGAGCGUGUUCGAGAAAGUCACCCUCCCUGGGAUCCGCAAUGAGUUCUUCAUGCUGGUGAAGGUGGCGCAGGAGGCCGCCAAGGUGGGAGAGGUGUACUGGCAGCUCCACGCGGCCAUGAGCCAGGCCCCCGUGAAGGAGAACAUCCCCUACUCCUGGGCCCGCCUGGCCUGCGUGAAGGCCCACCACUACCAGGCCCUGGCCCACUACUUCACAGCCACCCUCCUCAUGGACCACCAGCUGAAGCCGGGUGCAGACUCGGACCUCCAGGAGAAGUGCCUGUCGCAGCUGUACACCCAGAUGCCCGAGGGACUGACGCCCCUGGCCACGCUGAGAAACGACCAGCAGCGCCGGCAGCUGGGAAAGUGCCACUUGCACAGAGCCGUCGCCCACCACGAGGAGUCGCUGAGGGAGGCCGGCCUGUGCAAGAAGCUCCGCGACAUCCCGGUGCUGCGGGAGGUGCUGACCGCCGCGCACCAGCGCUCCCGGCUCAAGUACGCCCAGCACCAAGAGGACGGCGACCUCCUGACCCUCUCCGCUGCUCCCGACCUUGUGUCUAAAACUGAGCAAGAAGUUGAAAUUAUAUUACCUCAGUUCUCCAAAGUCACAGUCGCAGACUUCUUCCACAAGCUGGGCCCCUUGUCUGUGUUCUCGGCCAGCAAGCGGUGGACACCUCCUCGGAGUGUCCACUUCACCGCAGAGCAGGGGGACCUGGGUUUCACCCUGCGAGGCAGCGCCCCGGUCCAGGUCCACUUCUUGGAUCCUCACUGCUCUGCUGCGCUGGCAGGAGCCAGGGAUGGGGAUUACAUAGUCUCCAUCCAAGACGUGGAUUGUAAGUGGCUGACGGUGAGCGAGGUGAUGAAGCUGCUGAAGAGCCCUGACGGGGACGAGAUCCACAUGAAGGUUGUGAGCCUCCUGGACUCCACAGCGUCUGUGCACGGCAAGUGUGCCACCUACUCCGUGGGGAUGCAGAAAACGUACUCCAUGAUCUGCCUGUCCAUCGACGACGAUGACAAGAGUGACAAAACCAAGAAGAUCUCUAAAAAGCUUUCCUUUCUGAGUUGGGGCACCGGUAAGAACAGGCAGAAGUCAGCCAGCACCUUGUGCCUCCCGGCCGUCGGGGUGGCCAGGCCGCAGGUGAAGAAGAAACUCCCCACGCCGUUCAGCUUGCUCAACUCGGACAGCUCCCUGUACUGA